AAUGCUUGACGUCAGUUCGAAAGAUCGUCACGCGAUUUGAUGCCGAUCUAAGUCACUAAUAUCCUGUUAAGUUCUUCGAAGGAAGUGGUGUGGUAACCAUAGUAUUUGCUGUUUCCGUAAACCCCUCAUUGUUUCUUAGAUCGGUUCCGAUAUCGGUUAGAUUCAGGACAACUCUCGCCAUUCAGCACCAGAGUCGAAUAGAAAGAGCUUGGGAACAUUGAGAUUUGGAAGUAAACCCAGUAUCAUUAUUUUAAAUUAGAAGAGAUGGAUCUCGCUAGGUCAACGGGUUCGGACGCUCUCUUUUCAGCGAAGGGACUUGUGAUCGUCAUCACAGGAGGGGGUACUGAGUUUUUGUCAACAUCUAUCCAUACUCGUAGUCUUUCGUACCGCUGUUCCGAUCUUUAUGGACGAGCACACCCGUACCCCUCCUCACCGUUUCCAGGCAUCGGUCUAGCUUUCGCCAAAUCCCUCCUCAACGCCCAAGCCAAGAAAGUCUACAUCCUCGGCCGCCGCCUCAGCGUGCUCCAAGCGUCUGCCGCCUUCAUCGACCCCAGCGCUGCCGUCGUCACCGCCAUCCAAUGCUCCGUGACUGACCAAGCCUCCGUCGCCGCCGCGGCCGCUCAGAUCGAGCGGGAGGUCGGCUUCGUCGACGUGCUCAUCAACAACGCGGGCAUCUCGGGGCCCGAGCAUCGGUCAGCGUACGCCGCGACGGACAUCAAGCAGGUAUCCGAGAUCCUCAGCGGCAGCUGGGAGAAGUGGGAGGGGACGUUCGCGACGAAUACGGCGAGCGUGGUGGGGGUGAGCGCGGCGUUUCUGCCGCUGUUGGAGAAGGGGAACGAGCGGCGGGGAUGGAAGAGUGGGAAGUUGGAGGCGGGUGGGAAAGGGAGGGAGCGGGAUGUGGAGGUGGCGAGACGGAAUGGGUUUGAGGAGGGGGAUUUGAGACUCAGUCAGAUCCUCACGGUGGCGAGCAUCGCGGGGUUGAUGAGGAACGUGGCGCAUGGACUGGCGUAUUGCGCGAGUAAGGCGGGGGCGAUUCAUCUGGGGAAGAUAUUGGCGAGCAUGUUGGCGCCGUGGGGAAUUAGGAGUAAUGUGAUUGCGCCGGGGGUGUUCCCGUCAGAAAUGACAGAAGGCGCGAAGUUGAGGUGGUCGUUCAAUGAAAUUCCGGCUAAUCGUCAGGGCGUGUUUGAGGAAAUGGCCGGCCUCAUACUCCAUUUGGUGGGACAGAGCGGCGGAUAUAAGAACGGCGCGGUAGAAGUUAUUGAUGGAGGCAGGCUCAGUGUCUACCCCGCAUCAUAUUAGACUUAGACUCUGGUAGCAAGAAUUUGGUAAGAUAGAGACUAAAUAAAGGUGCCAGGGGAUAAACCAG
Molecule: messenger RNA, 1366 nt
Organism: Eremomyces bilateralis CBS 781.70
Lineage: Eukaryota; Fungi; Ascomycota; Dothideomycetes; Eremomycetales; Eremomycetaceae
Product: NAD(P)-binding protein
Exons: 3
Coding region: 265-1299 (344 amino acids)
Molecular function (GO): oxidoreductase activity
Source: RefSeq, a predicted model, not a curated record